GUUGGCUUGAAGUGACCAGCUGCUUGCAGCACGAACCCGACAAUAGCCACUCUCUCACUGUGCUGUUAAGGCUUAUGUCGGACUCAGAUCCAUCGCCUCCACCUCCGCCGUACGAGGUCGAUAACCCAACGUCGAGCACGUUCGCGCACACAACGCCAGUUGAGGCUCUCAAUGAGUCGUCAAGCGUCCGCAGAAUUAACCAGAAACUCGCGAACGUGGACGGGCUCGGCAUAUCCGAGGAUGGCAAAGUCGUCAUACCACCAACGCUCGAGCGCGCCUACUCGAGACUGUUGUUUCCGCCGUCGUACGUAGUUGUUGGCGUGUAUCGGCUGUGCACCGACAAAUCCCUCUACGUCCCGGCGUGGAAGAAAUGCAAACAUGGGGUUGUCAGAGGAGGAGUGGUCGGAACUAUUUGGGCUCUAUUCACGUUCAACAUCCAACGCAAAUUCAUUGAACUAUUCCUCAUUCACUCUCCGCGCGUCACCGGAUUGUCUGAAGAGACCGUCUUUGGUUACCGAAUGCCAUUCAGUCUACCGACAUACGCCGCCGUAUUCUUCCUCUCGUCUCAGGUUACUGCCAUCCUAACCUUCUUCCUGUCACGCAACAUCCGAAUCGCUCGUGAGCGGGUAUGGGAACAGACCGUCGCAAGCCGCGGCAAGGGAAAAGAUUUCUGGCAGCCGUACACCGAGGAAUGGUUACGGCCGCCUCAACCGAACCCGAAACCGUUCUGGUCUCUGGAUAGAUGGUUCGGGAGCUUUAUCGCAAGGAUGAUCGUGAGGCGAGUGCUCCUUGCGCCGCUGAACUUUGUCCCCUUCGUCGGCAUCUUCAUAUCCGCGUGGUUCAAGGCUCUGGGUACCGCCACAUAUCUGCAUAAGCCCUACUUUUCUGCAAAGAAGAUGACUCAUGAGCAAUGUGCCAUAUUCGUGGAGGAACGUAAGUGGGAGUACCGCUCGUUCGGAUUCGCCGCCGCCUUACUUGAAUCCAUCCCCCUCGUCGGACUUGUAUUCACUAUCUCGAAUCGUAUCGGGGCAGCCAUGUGGGCUCACGACCUAGAGAAGAACCAGCAUUAUAUCGCCUCCGAGCGCGCGAAAGGCCAUGUGAUCGAUGGUCAAAGUUUAGCACGUGGCGGAGCUCUUUUCACUCCCACUGAGAAGCAGCGCAAGCAUCUCGAGGGCAUAUCGAUGACGGAUGUUGACAUCCCAGGUGACUACGUGGGGUCGUAGAGUAUUUGACGAACAUGGGCUUGCAUUCUUGUACUCUACAUCGUACAACGUCGUAUUCUAC
Molecule: messenger RNA, 1284 nt
Organism: Punctularia strigosozonata HHB-11173 SS5
Lineage: Eukaryota; Fungi; Basidiomycota; Agaricomycetes; Corticiales; Punctulariaceae
Exons: 7
Coding region: 75-1223 (382 amino acids)
Source: RefSeq, a predicted model, not a curated record